GCUCUUAAUUCUUAAGGUAACUAAUUCGCUAUCAUUCACCAUCUGAACAGCACAGGGAUUGGCUCGUUUGACACGUCCUCGGGAUUGGACUGGUUCAAUACACUGUACAUGGAUCUGCCUCAAGGAACAUUGAAAACUACAGCUGGCCCAGAUUGCAGCAGCUCAGAUGUUGAUGAUAUACUUCAAGCCAACCACAUAACAAUUCUGAGGAAAUGGAAUGCAGAAAUUAACACAGAAACUAACAGAAGUUACAUGGCUCAUAUCUGACAUCAUGCACCACCGGUGGCUGCUGUUAGCUGCAUGCUUUUGGGUAAUAUUCAUGUUCAUGGUUGCUAGCAAGUUCAUCACAUUGACCUUCAAAGAUCCUGAUGUUCAUGGUGCCAAGCAAGAGCCAGUAAUACCAACAACUAUAACUGAAGGAAAAGAUCACAUAACAAAAGAGAAGAGGCUGCCGGGACAGUUUCAGACAAUAGGAAAAGGUCUAUCUGAAGACCUUGUACAUGAAGGCCUGGUCCAUAUAGAGAGGCUUGAACUACUCAGGAAUGUCUGCCAAGAUGCAUCUCUGAAAAACCUCACCCAUACUACUGUUUCCAAAUUUGUUUUGGACCGAAUUUUUGUAUGUGACAAGCACAAGAUCCUCUUCUGUCAAACUCCAAAAGUUGGCAAUACUCAGUGGAAGAAAGUCUUGAUUGUUUUAAAUGGAGCUUUUCCUUCCAUCGAUGAGAUCCCUGAAAACAUUGUACAUGACCAUGAGAAGAAUGGUCUUCCACGCUUAUCUUCCUUCAGUGAUUCUGAAAUUAAAAAAAGAUUGAAACUAUAUUUCAAGUUCUUCAUCGUAAGAGAUCCUUUUGAGAGGCUUAUUUCUGCAUUUAAGGAUAAAUUUGUCCACAAUCCUAGAUUUGAACCUUGGUAUAGACAUGAAAUUGCUCCUGGAAUUAUUCGAAAAUAUAGAAAGAAUCGCACUGAGACUAAAGGACUGCAGUUUGAGGACUUUGUGCGCUACCUAGGUGAUCCAAAUCAUCGAUGGUUAGAUAUACAAUUUGGAGAUCAUAUAAUUCAUUGGGUAACCUAUGUUGAACUAUGUGCCCCCUGUGAAAUAACAUAUAGCGUAAUUGGACAUCAUGAAACUUUGGAGGAAGAUGCACCAUACAUCUUAAAGGAAGCAGGAAUUGAUCAUCUGGUAUCUUAUCCUACAAUUCCUCCAGGCAUAACGAUAUAUAACAAAACAAAAGUGGAACACUAUUUUUCAGGCAUAAGCAAGAGAGACAUAAAGCGCCUUUAUGCCCGCUUUGAAGGAGAUUUUAACCUUUUUGGCUAUCAAGAACCAGAUUUUCUACUAAACUAGUAUCUAGAAAUUCUGGGUAAAUGAAUUUAAAUCUUAACUGUAAACUGUGUAACUGAGGCUCAUAUUAUUGCAAUGUUUCUAGAUUUUUCCAAAUGUUCUUUGCAUUUGUUGAAUAUUUGCAAUAGGAGCCACAAAGGACUGCCAAUUAGUCACUAAAAAAGUAUUACUACAUGACACUGCGAUAAAGCAGAGAAAAAAUUACUAAGAUAGUAAAUGUCAGACAUUCCUUUUUUCUUUAGCCAAUAGAGAAUGAAUGGACCAAUAAUCUGUAAAGAAACUUGAUAUGAAUACAAAACAAAACAUUUAGAAAGGACAGGAAAUAACAUGUCAAUGGUUUUACAAAUCUAUGGAGGCCAAGCUGAUUGGUAAGUAUUGUAUAACUUAAGGAAAAGACUCCAGAUCCUACCAUGGAAUCAAUCUGAAAGUCCUUUUGCUGUAGUCUUAUGAUGGUUGCUUACUGUUACUCAUUCAGGAAAUAACAGUUGCACAAAUUUUAAUUUGUAAACUCUGAGUUAUUAUGAGGUGAAAAAUCUUUUGCAAGAUAGCUAUGGACUCCACUGAAGAAAUUUUAGAGAACACUAAAAAAAUGAUUUUUCAUUUGCUUUGUAACCUUAAAUAAAUACCAGUACAGUAUUGACUGUGUAAUUUACCAGGAUCAUUAAGUCUAUGCAUUUUGCUAUGAUCUGCUAAUCCUACCCCCCCAGUGGUGCUAUUAUAAAGUUGUCACAAUGAAUGGGAUCAAUGUUCCAUUGAAACCUAGCAUCUUAUUUUUGGGGUUUCUUAGUUUAAGAAAUAACCAUACAUAUAGAUGAGGCAGCAAGCUGCCAUAAGGUAUAUUUAUUUCAUGUGUAAUAUGUUAUGUGAGUCAUUUUUGAUCUAUCAAAUCUUGAUAUUAUAAAACAGAUUACAAAAUUGACAAGCAGGUGCCUAUUGGUAUAAACAUGUACCAUGUUGCAUCAACACUCAUAAUGAGGCAUAAUUCCAUCCCUAUGCCCAAUAGUUUAUGUGGAGUUUUCACAACUGGCCACUGGGUUUGUUUAUUUCAAGUUCAUAAAAUUAAUAAAUUACCGGUAUCCUUCCUACCAAAAUAGUUAAUUUUUCCAAAUGAGUUUCUUUUCAUACUUUCACAGCAGAAUUUGCCAUAUAAAAUUAUCAAUGACUAAACAGCCAGCUUAAUCCAAAAUAUUGAUGUCUGUGUGAAUAAUAAUCGAAAUAUUAAUAUAAAAUGUAAAUGCCCAGGAUUGUAAAAGCAUAAUAUGUGUGUGUUAUUUCUGUUGGAUGAAGAAAACUUUUUAAAUUCACCAGCAAUAAAAUCUUAAAGUUGAUGCCUUUGUUCCCUUGGGUUUUCAGGAGGAACAAACCAGUUAAAUUUAGUUAGCAGUACAUCAUAAAUAAAUUUGGAGCAAUACUUUACAUGCUGUAAUAAGGUCUUAAUGACCUUGGCUAAAAUGGUGGAAAUGAAGAGAAAAUCUAUUAAACUGACUAUAAUUCUUAAGAACUUUUAUAUUUGUAAACUUUUUAAAAAAAUCAGUGCCAAAACUGUUCCUUUCUGUGAAAUAAAGACUGUGCUAGUGAGGCCUAAUUUCAGAAAGAUUCCUAAAAACUGAGCCAUUCUACACAAUAGAAACAAAGGUAGUGGAAUUCUUAAUGAGUAGGGGUGGGUUUGUACAACUGCUUUCUACUCUUCUACUUUUACCUGCAUGUAAAUAAGGCAUACAGUAAGUAAGUACUCUCCCAAAUUCUACACAGCAAAUUUGGUGAGGCGGAAUACCUGCGCCUGCAGACAGUAUUAUAUUUGUUAACACAUGGUUCUGUUUUACAAUUUUUCCAUCUCAACUGUAGCAAAUCUGGAGAAAACAUCAGAACUUUUUCAGGAAUUUUUUUUUUUUUAGUCUGGACUCCUGGUGAUUAGAUGGAGAAGUCUUCGGCAACAUUUUUCAGGAGUGAUUUACCUUUUCCUUCUUCCUAGGGCUUAGAGUUGCUUUCAUGCAGAAGGCAGGAUUAGAACUCAAUCUCCUGGUUUCUAGCCUGGUGCCUUUAAUCAAAACAAAUUAGCUCUUCCUCUGUGAUUAGAAAAAGCAUAUAAAAUAACCCACAUGUAGAUUACUGCUAUUUUUAUUUUGUAAUGUGUAGAAUGGUUUAAAUUUAUGUAUUGUGAAUUAUGGGAUAUUUUUAAUGUAGACUUUUUCCUGACAGAUACCUGUUCUGUGUAGGAAAAUUACAUAUUAAAUUGUUGUGUGCAUGAAUGGAAAGCUUGUGUGUACAUACUGCCACCUAUGUACGUACUCACAGCUUUCCUUCACAAAAGUAAUCUCUAUAAAAAUUAUUCUAUAUGAAGCUGACCUUACUAUUAGCAAGAAAAAAACAACAAAACUUAAAUCUUGUGCUUCUAAAGAAAGGAUAUUAAUAAGAUCUCUGACAUGGUAAGAUUAAAGUUAUUUUUAUAUGAAAUGGUAGGAAAAAAUAUGUUUAUUUCAGGAUUAAUGAGCUGAUCAAGUUAUUUCUCUGCUGAAUUAAAAUGGAAUAUGAGAAAUGUGUAGUAAAUUAAGGCCUUAAAAACUAGUUCUAAUAAAAAAGUGAACCUUCCCUUCCUUCCAAUUGUCCAGAAUACAUUGAGCCAUGUCUCUGUUCUCAAAAUAAAUAUGAAAUAAAAUACAGGUGAUUGUAUUUAUGCUGCAAAUAUA
Pantherophis guttatus is the source of this 4029-nucleotide messenger RNA. RefSeq names its product carbohydrate sulfotransferase 10 (gene CHST10). The record is from RefSeq and is a predicted model, not a curated record. Lineage: Eukaryota; Metazoa; Chordata; Lepidosauria; Squamata; Colubridae. Gene Ontology annotation, biological process: proteoglycan biosynthetic process; carbohydrate biosynthetic process. Gene Ontology annotation, molecular function: sulfotransferase activity. Gene Ontology annotation, cellular component: membrane.